Eruca vesicaria subsp. sativa (arugula) is the source of this 1120-nucleotide messenger RNA. NCBI's taxonomy places the organism in Eukaryota, Viridiplantae, Streptophyta, Magnoliopsida, Brassicales, Brassicaceae. The record is from the annotation of a GenBank genome assembly.
AUGGAAGAACAUCUAAAUCCAUUAGCUGUGACUCAUCUUCUUCAACACACACUAAGAAGCUUAUGCAUCCACGAGAAUUCCCAAUGGGUUUAUGCAGUUUUUUGGAGGAUCUUACCCAGAAAUUAUCCUCCCCCCAAAUGGGAUGGUCAAGGAGCUUAUGAUAGAUCAAGAGGGAACCGGAGAAACUGGUACCAGAUCUUGGUUUGGGAAGAUGGGUUUUGCAACUUUGCAGCUUCUGCCAAGGAAGUUAGCUCCGGUGAGUGUAGCGGCGACGGUGGUAGCUCGACGGCUUACGGAAAUAGUGAUUAUCAGCAAUAUCAAGGGAUUCAGCCUGAGUUGUUCUUCAAAAUGUCUCAUGAAAUCUACAACUAUGGAGAAGGGUUGAUAGGAAAAGUAGCUGCCGAUCACAGUCACAAGUGGAUUUACAAAGAACCUAAUGACCAAGAGAUUAACUUCUUAUCUGCUUGGCACAAUUCUGCUGACUCAGAGUCUAGGACAUGGGAAGCUCAGUUUCAAUCUGGCAUCAAGACCAUUGCCUUGAUUUCUGUUCGAGAAGGUGUUGUCCAAUUAGGAGCUGUUAACAAGGUGAUAGAGGAUUUGAGCUAUGUUGUGAUGCUAAGAAAAAAACUUAGCUAUAUCGAAAGCAUCCCUGGAGUACUUCUUCCUCAUCCUUCUUCUUCGGGCUACCCUUUCAUCAACGCUUCUCCUACUGACACGUGGCAUUUCCCCGGAAUAGCUCCUCCUCAGUCGCAGCAUGAGCAUUAUCAACAGCAUUUCUACCAUGGCAACCACCACCAGCCGCAAGAAUUGAAGAUAACGCCGUCGAUGAGUAGCCUCGAGGCGCUUCUCUCGAAGCUUCCGUCUGUUGUACCUUCGGCGACGCAGGCGGGGUACUUUCCGUUUCACCACAGUCCCAAGGAAGAAAUGAGUGAAGAACAUCAAAACGAUGCGUUUAGGGUUCAACGUAAUGAUUUAGUUGGUGAGGGUAGUAAUAGUAACAACAACAAUAAUUACAAUAGUAAUGAUCGUUAUAACUAUAACAAUAAUUGCAGCAACAAUAAUUACGAUAGAGAGAACAAGAGAGGUGGGUUUCUUGGUGAGGAUUAUUGAGUCUUGAAUA